GCCACCCGGCUGACGUCAUACCCCGGUGGGGGCGCUAGUGCGCAUGCGCAAAGAACUGGCGCAGGCGCAUGGGCGGCACGCUCCAUAGCGCCCGGCUCACUCCCUCCCCUGGCCUGAUGGGAAGGGGUUAAAAUGGCGGCCGCCGGCGCUGUAGCUACUCGGCUGCUCCUGCUCUUGCUCAUGGCGGCAGCAGCUCCCAGCCGGGCCCGGGGCAGUGGCUGCCGGUCCGGGGCCGCUCUGCGGGGGGCGGGAGCAGAAGGUCGAGAGGGUGAAGGCUGUGGCACCGUGGGGCUGCUGCUGGAGCACUCAUUCGAGAUCGAUGACAGUGCCUACUUUCGGAAGCGGGGCUCACUGCUCUGGAACCAGCAGGAUGGCAGUUUGUCCCUGUCGCAGCGACAGCUCAAUGAAGAGGAGCGGGGCCGGCUCCGGGAUGUGGCAGCCCUGAAUGGCUUGUACCGUGUCCGGGUCCCUCAGCGCCCUGGGGCCCCUGAUGGCCCAGAAGCUGGCGGUUAUGUCUCCUCUUUUGUCCCUGCGUGCUCCCUGGUGGAGUCGCACCUCUCGGACCAGCUGACUCUGCACGUGGACGUGGCUGGCAACGUGGUGGGCGUGUCAGUGGUGACGCAUCCUGGGGGCUGCAGGGGACACGAAGUGGAAGACGUGGACCUGGAACUAUUCAACACCUCUGUGCAGCUGCAGCCGCCGGCCACCGCCCCGGGUCCUGAGACCGCAGCCUUCAUUGAGCGCCUGGAGAUGGAGCAGGCCCAGAAGGCCAAGAACCCCCAGGAACAGAAGUCCUUUUUCGCCAAAUAUUGGAUGUACAUCAUUCCUGUCGUCCUGUUCCUCAUGAUGUCAGGAGCUCCAGACGCCGGGGGCCAGGGAGGGGGUGGCGGCGGGGGUGGUGGUGGGGGCAGUGGCCGCUGAGGGGCCAGGGCAUCAGUGCCUGGUCCUCUUUCGUCCAGGCAACUCCCUUCCUGCCAGAAUGCUCCUGUCCUUGAUCAUCCCAAGAAGGAUUUGCUAGCUCCUCCCAGCUCCAUCCCAUGAGGGUAGAAGGACUCCUCCCCAGGAGUCCUUUCCCUCUGGGCGGACGGGUGGCCAGAUUCUGGUGCACCCUGCCUUCCCCUCUGGUCCCUCCGUGGCCCCAAAGACUUCCUCUUGCCCACAGCAUGGAGCUCGAGCUCCUGGUCCAGCUCUGACCUUGUAUUUGUCCCCCUUUCCCCUGAGCCUCGUAGUUUGGGAACAUGCCGAGUUCUCUCCAGCCUCUGUGCCUUUGUUCGUGGUCUUCUUGCCCUGCCUGUCCCUGGCUAGGCUAGAGGGUCCCUCUACCUUGUCUGACACUGGAUUGGGCCACGCACUUCCCACCUGUCUGCCCUUGAGGGGCCUGGCACAGAGCAGGUGUGGGCUGGCCAUGGGCGCCCCCUGGGCCCCAUUCCUCCCAGCAGCGCUGCCUUGGGACACCUCUCCGGCCUUUAUCUGCCCGUGGCUCUGAGCAGGAGUUUAGGUGUCCUGCCCCAUCAGGAUGCCAGGCCUCCCAUAGGCUUUGGGGCAUGAAGAAAUGAUUUUUAAAGUAAAGACAAAACAAACUAAUAUUUAGUAGAGUCGAGGGCCGGAUGAUGUAAAUAGAAUCCCUUCCCCUGCCUGGAAUGUCUUCCCUGGGACAGGCCACCAGGAGAGGACUGCUGGCCUUUCCUAUUUAUCACCACCCCCCCUUUGUCUAUUUAAAAAUAUCGACGAUAUAUUGAGAUACAUUAGGGUUUUGAAAAGGUGCGACUUCCAGCAACCAAAGGCACCCGUUGAUUUGGUUCCAGGGAAGUCCUGGUGUACAGGCUUGAUUGAGUUCCGCCGCUCCGCUCUGUGUAUUAUUCAGAAGCACACACAAAUGGCCGGCACGGUCCCUGAAAUGCCGUGUAACGCUCCGCAGUGUUGUAUGGCAGUUUAUUAAACCGUUCCCCAAAUGUUCAACAUUUAGCUUCCUGCUGGAUGUGGUUAUAAAUAGCACGACAGCGAGCGCUCUCCAGUCUCUCUUUGGUGAGUUUGAAUUAUUUCCUGGGGAUGCAUGACCAAAAGUGGAAUUACGAUGGCAGAUUGGAAGCACUUUUAUGAAAAAGUGGUGCAUUUGUGUGGCUCUGCUGUCAAAACAGCGUAAGAGGUGUGUGGUGGACAGUUGUUUCCCCCGCUUGCUCUCAUGUGCUUCAUUUCCCUCCUCGUGUCUGUGCCGGCGCGGGCAGGUAGGGACACACGCUGUCCUCCUUUCUUUUUGUAAUGCACAAGUAGCGAAUCCCCUACACAGCCUUGCCCUUGCUUCUUUGCUCCUGCCCCGUAUAUUCUGGAGACUUCUAGUGGGGGACUGGCCUCGUCUUUUGUGCCCCACCAGAGACAUGCGCCCGGAGCUCAUUCAACCUGGCCUCCACCUACGGAUGUCACCCCUUUUCACAGAUGCAGCUGUAACCAAGAUGAAACCCCAGCGGUGGCCAAAGGAAGGUGGCGUUUGUAAACGUGACCCAUGUUGCUAAGUUGCUCUCCAUGGAGCAAACGCCAGUCCCCUUUCCCCCACGACGUCGCCAGCAGAUGGCUCAAACCUCUCCGUGUUGUGAGGCUCUGCAUCUGUCUCGAGGGAAGUGGAGCCCGGUAGCACCAAUUGGGAUUUUCUGGGAACCAUUCUUGUCCUUUGCUCAAGGGCAGCACUUAACGAUUUUGAAUUCCUCUUGUGAUUUGUCUGACUCCUCAAGCCACCUUGUCUGUUUUCUGGUCCCUCUGGAUUCCUGUCCUGCUGUGGCCCUUCCUUUGGCCCUUCUCUUCCCUCAGACCUCGCUCCUAGGGGCCAGCCACUCCCCGCUGUGCUGCAACAAGUGGCCUGAGAGUCCCAAACAGUCCCACCGAUUUGCAGUUCCGCAGUAUUUUCUUCGACUGUGUUGUUGUGUUACACACAACAUUGGGAGUUAUCGUUCGACCCGUUUCUUUGUGGCUUUAAUACAUAAAACAGUGUUCCAGGGGUGCUUUCCCGUCUGUGCUCCACGUGAAUUGCCCCCAUGGUGUUUCCUCGUGCUUUCUUGGACAAGGUUCAGACUUG
Messenger RNA from Neomonachus schauinslandi (Hawaiian monk seal), 3067 nucleotides. RefSeq names its product ER membrane protein complex subunit 10 (gene EMC10). Lineage: Eukaryota; Metazoa; Chordata; Mammalia; Carnivora; Phocidae. The transcript is spliced from 7 exons. Gene Ontology annotation, cellular component: EMC complex. The record is from RefSeq and is a predicted model, not a curated record. The coding region runs from base 133 to 921 and encodes 262 amino acids.